UGCGGGAAAUAAAAGGACGAAGAAGACCGGGGCCGCCAGGGACAACACAACGACCACUAACUGCUAGCUAGCUUACCUGGCUAUGGCUUAAGUUAGUAACCCACAAACUAUGACCCCCUAUAUGUAAACAGAAGAGGGAACAAUAAAGCUACAGACUCUGAUAACGUGUUUCAUAUAGAUGCUGAGGGCAACCUUCCAGGAUGUAUGCUGUGUACAGACAAGCACACACCCCCACUGCGGUGGAGUUUUCUGUCUACUGCAACUUUAUAUCCAGUAAGGAGAAGAAUUUAGUUGUUGCUGGAACAUCUCAACUCUUUGUCUACAGGAUUAUCCACGAUGUGGAGAGUACGUCAAAGGCUGACAAGUCUUCAGAUUCCAAAUCUCGUAAAGAGAAACUGGAGCAGGUGGCAUCCUUUUCGCUCUUUGGCAAUAUUAUGUCCAUGGCCAGUGUGCAGCUUGUGGGAGCCAACAGAGACGCACUCCUUCUCAGUUUCAAAGAUGCCAAGUUGUCCGUAGUGGAGUAUGACCCCGGGACACACGACCUAAAGACUCUGUCCCUCCAUUACUUUGAGGAGCCGGAGCUCAGGGAUGGUUUUGUGCAGAAUGUACAUAUUCCCAUUGUCCGCGUGGAUCCCGAGAAUCGCUGUGCUGUAAUGCUAGUUUAUGGCACCCAGCUCGUGGUGUUGCCGUUCAGGAAGGACACUCUAACAGAUGAACAGGAGGGUGGAGUGGGAGAAGGACCUAAAUCCAGCUUCCUACCCAGCUACAUCAUUGAUGUCCGUGAGCUGGACGAGAAGCUGCUAAACAUCGUCGACAUGAAGUUUCUCCAUGGCUACUACGAGCCCACGUUGCUCAUCCUGUUUGAGCCCAACCAGACGUGGCCCGGGCGCGUGGCUGUGCGCCAGGACACCUGUAGCAUCGUUGCCAUCUCCCUCAACAUAAUGCAGAAGGUUCAUCCUGUCAUCUGGUCUCUCACCAAUCUGCCCUUUGACUGUACGCAAGUCAUGCCUGUUCCCAAGCCAAUCGGUGGUGUGGUGGUGUUUGCUGUGAAUUCAUUGCUGUAUCUGAACCAGAGUGUUCCACCAUAUGGAGUUUCUCUCAACUCUCAGACAAAUGGGACCACAGCAUUUCCUCUGCGUGUACAGGAGGAAGUGAGGAUUUCACUUGACUGUUCCCAGUCUGACUUUAUUGCCUAUGACAAGAUGGUCAUCUCUUUGAAAGGAGGAGAAAUUUACGUGUUGACCCUCAUAACUGACGGCAUGAGAAGUGUCCGGGCUUUCCACUUUGACAAGGCUGCUGCCAGCGUCCUGACAACCUGCAUGGUGACCAUGGAGCCUGGCUACCUUUUCCUGGGUUCCCGCCUCGGAAACUCCCUGCUGCUGAAGUACACCGAAAAACUUCAGGAGACGCCACCGGAGGAGGGCGACGAAAAGCAGGACCCAGAGAAAGAGAAGGAUAAAGAUAAACCGGAAGAACCCCCAAGCAAGAAGAAGCGAAUGGAAACUUCCACCAAUUGGACGGGUAUGUUUUUAAAUUUCAUUUUUGACGUGUCAGAAAUGUGUGCGCGUGUGUGUGAUCUGCCUAUCUGUGUUUCAUUCAACUUCUUUGUUUUGUCAGAUGAGGUGGAUGAGAUAGAAGUGUACGGAAGUGAGGCCCAGUCAGGCACUCAGCUGGCCACCUACUCCUUUGAGGUGUGUGAUAGCAUACUCAACAUUGGACCGUGCUCAAAUGCAUCCAUGGGCGAACCUGCCUUCUUGUCUGAAGAGUUCCAGAGCAACCCUGAGCCCGACCUGGAGGUUGUGGUGUGCUCUGGCUACGGCAAGAAUGGUGCACUCUCUGUACUUCAGAGAAGCAUCCGACCCCAAGUAGUCACUACGUUUGAGUUGCCAGGUUGCCAUGACAUGUGGACAGUCGUCUCAAAUGAAGUCAAGGAAGACAAAAAAGCCGCAAAAAGCGAUGAUUCAGAGGACGGGGCAGAGACAGAGACCGGUGAGGAUGGAGAAGACGGAGAAAAGGACAAGGAAGAGAAGGAGAAAGAGAAAGAGGAGGAAAAGACAGAGCCUCCCCUGGAGGAUGAUACGAAGAAGCACGGCUUUCUCAUUCUGAGCAGAGAGGAUUCAACCAUGAUCCUUCAGACAGGUCAGGAGAUCAUGGAGCUGGACACCAGUGGUUUCGCUACCCAGGGACCCACGGUGUUUGCUGGAAACAUUGGUGACAACAAGUACAUCAUCCAAGUCUCCCCCAUGGGUAUUCGGCUACUGGAAGGAGUGACACAGCUCCACUUCAUCCCCGUGGACUUGGGCUCUCCCAUAGUGCAUUGCUCCGUUGCGGACCCUUACGUGGUCAUCAUGACUGCAGAGGGGGUGGUCACCAUGUUUGCGCUGAAGACCGACUCGUACAUGGGGAAGACACACCGGCUGGCCCUGCAGAAACCACAGAUCCCCACUCAAUCCCGUGUGAUCACACUGUGUGCUUACCGGGACGUAAGUGGCAUGUUCACCACAGAAAACAAAGUGAGCUGCUCCGUCAGAGAGGACCCCAUCACCAGGAGUCAGUCUGAAGAAGAGACCAUCAUCCACGACCUCAGUAACACAGUGGACGAUGAGGAGGAAAUGCUGUACGGAGACUCAAACGCCAGCGCAGCGCAUGGAAGGGAUGAAAUGGGCCGCAGCUUCGGGGCACUGGGGCUUUCUGACGGAAGCUCGAGCAAAGCAGAACCCAGCCACUGGUGCAUUAUCAGCAGAGAGAGUGGAGUAAUGGAGAUUUACCAGCUCCCAGACUGGCGAUUGGUGUUCCUGGUGAAGAACUUCCCAGUGGGUCAGAGAGUGCUGGUGGACAGCUCGUCUGGCCAAUCGGCAGCACAGGGGGAGGCCAAAAAAGAAGAAGUCACGCGUCAGGGAGAGAUCCCACUAGUCAAAGAGGUGGCUUUGGUGUCACUCGGCUACAAUCACAGCAGACCGUAUUUGCUGGUUCAUGUGGAACAGGAGCUUCUGAUCUACGAAGCGUUCCCGUAUGAUCAACAGCAGCCUCAAAACAACCUGAAAGUGCGCUUCAAAAAGGUGCCCCACAACAUCAACUUCAGAGAAAAGAAAUCAAAGGUGAAGAAAGAUAAGAAGGCAGAGAGCGGCGCCGCCGAGGAGAGUUUGGCUGUGAAGAGUCGGAUUGCCAGAUUCCGAUACUUCGAGGACAUCUCUGGCUACUCGGGGGUGUUUAUCUGCGGUCCGUCCCCUCACUGGAUGCUGGUCACCUCUCGUGGAGCCAUGAGGCUUCACCCCAUGACCAUUGAUGGCCCCAUUGAGUCUUUCUCCCCCUUCCAUAACAUCAACUGCCCCAAAGGUUUCCUCUACUUCAACAAGCAGGGCGAGCUGCGGAUCAGUGUCCUGCCCACCUAUCUGUCCUACGAUGCCCCUUGGCCUGUCAGAAAAAUCCCGCUGCGGUGCACCAUCCACUACGUCUCCUACCACGUCGAAUCCAAGGUGUAUGCUGUGUGCACCAGUGUGAAAGAGCCCUGCACACGCAUCCCCAGGAUGACUGGAGAGGAGAAGGAGUACGAAACCAUAGAUCGAGACGAACGUUACAUUAAUCCUCAGCAGGAGAAGUUCUCCAUCCAGCUCAUCUCUCCAGUCAGCUGGGAGGCCAUUCCCAACACGAGGUUUGACCUGGACGAGUGGGAACAUGUGACCUGUAUGAAGACGGUGUCUCUGCGGAGUCAGGAGACGGUGUCCGGGCUGAAGGGCUACGUGGCGGCAGGGACCUGCCUGAUGCAGGGGGAGGAGGUCACCUGCAGGGGCCGGAUUGUGAUCCUGGAUGUGAUCGAAGUGGUGCCGGAGCCAGGCCAGCCCCUCACCAAGAACAAGUUCAAAGUGUUGUACGAGAAGGAACAGAAGGGCCCGGUGACGGCUCUGUGUCACUGCCACGGUUACCUGGUGACGGCCAUCGGACAGAAGAUCUUCCUGUGGGUCCUGAAGGACAACGACCUGACGGGCAUGGCCUUCAUCGACACCCAGCUCUACAUCCACCAGAUGUUCAGCAUCAAGAAUUUCAUCCUGGCUGCCGAUCUGAUGAAGAGCAUCUCGCUGCUGCGCUACCAGGAGGAGAGCAAGACGCUGUCUCUCGUCAGCAGGGAUGCAAAGCCCCUGGAGGUUUACAGCAUUGAUUUCGUGGUGGAUAACAACCAGCUCGGAUUAUUGGUGUCAGAUCGAGACAAGAACCUCUAUGUAUAUAUGUAUUUACCUGAAGCUAAGGAGAGCUUUGGAGGAAUGCGGCUGCUGCGGCGAGCGGACUUCAACGCCGGAGCGAACAUAAACACGUUCUGGCGGAUGCCGUGCAGAGGAGCGCUGGACGCCGGCAGCAAAAAGGCUCUGACCUGGGACAACAAGCACAUCACCUGGUUCGCGACCCUGGACGGAGGAGUGGGCCUGCUCCUCCCCAUGCAGGAGAAGACCUAUCGCCGUCUACUGAUGUUGCAAAACGCUCUGAACAGCAUGCUGCCUCAUCACGCCGGUCUGAACCCAAAGGCCUUCAGAAUGCUGCACACGGAGAGAAGAAGCCUGCAGAACGCGGUGCGCAACAUCCUGGAUGGAGAACUCCUCAACAAGUACUUGUACCUCAGUACAAUGGAGCGCAGCGAGCUGGCCAAGAAGAUCGGUACCACUCAAGACAUAAUCCUGGACGACCUCCUGGAGAUCGACAGAGUAACAGCUCAUUUCUGAGAGCCUACAUUCCCACGUCUCGUUCACCCAAUGCUGUUUUAUAUUGAAUGGAGAAGAGGUUUUGUUAUGGCCAUCUUUGUGCAAACCUGAUUUUGUUUUUCUUACUUGUUAGAUGAGAAAAAAAAAGAAAAGAGGGCAGACAUGUUUUCUUAGGAUAUUUUGUAUUAAAAAAAAAUAAAUGAAAAAAAAUCUGUGAAAGUAA
This is a messenger RNA of Perca fluviatilis (European perch), 4914 nucleotides long. It is a transcript of the gene cpsf1, whose product is annotated as cleavage and polyadenylation specific factor 1. Gene Ontology annotation, molecular function: nucleic acid binding; protein binding. Gene Ontology annotation, cellular component: nucleus; mRNA cleavage and polyadenylation specificity factor complex. Lineage: Eukaryota; Metazoa; Chordata; Actinopteri; Perciformes; Percidae. The transcript has 37 exons. Bases 201 to 4712 code for a protein of 1503 amino acids. The record is from RefSeq and is a predicted model, not a curated record.